UACCUUACAAAACGUAUUACGGCAAAAUAUGGUGCCGCGCAUGGAAGUGAAGUGAGGCGAAGGUGACGAUGGUGCGAAAGACUUCCUUUUCGUGAGGUUACUGCGUGUAUUAUUCCAACAUUCAGUGUGUUAUACAAGUAGGGCUUUUAGUUUUUAUCUAUUUAAAUUCAUUUUCGGCAGUUUUCACCGGGUCGGUUCAGUCAUGGGAACGCGGGGGCCCGUCAGUCGGAUAAUAAUCAAGCAGGUCGGAAAGCCAGUUCUGAAACCCAAUAGACCACUCGCCUUGAAGAAUCACGUAUCAACUCGGAUGCUUGAUAGAGGAGGGGCCACCUGCUUAGUUGAGUUGUCCUUGCUGAUGACCUGCUGGAAACGGAACGAAUUCGGCGACGCUGCGUGCUCCAACGAAAUACGGACCUUCAACGAGUGUGCAGAAAAGGCUCGGGCUGAGAAGUUACGAAGUAACGACAACUUUGCUGCGGGCGAACGCCUCCCCCCCAAGCUGGCCAACACCCUCCUGAGACGCUUUCCUAACCCUUCCAAGAAAUAAGUGUGGGGUCAGCUCAGGCCCCCUGUGUGCCGAUUGGCUCUGAACUGAAGGGGUCAGAGGUCAAAGCUACGGGUGCAGCGCGCUCUGGCCAUGCUCAUGUCUGACCUAUCGGCACAAACUGUUGGUGGUUUAGGCGCCCGGUGUAGCCACGAUAAGAUCAGCACAGCUGUUGGGCCCUUGAGCAAGGCCCUGAACCCCACAUUGUUCCGGGUGGGGGGGGGGAUUGUCUCUUGCUUAAUCUAAUCAACUGUAAAUCGCUUUGUUUAAAAGCUUCAGCUAAAUAACACAUUAUUACUGUUAUUGAGAAAAUUGCUGUAUGAGAAAAUCAUGGCUGAUUAGUCAUGCCUUUGUGUGAGCCGUUUAAAUAGAGGUCAAAAUGUGUUUCAAAAUAUUUCAAAUAAAGGGCUUGAUGCCAACUAGACAUUGGAGGAACGAUAGCCUUUAUGCUCUUUAUUCAACUGUAACCAGAAAGGGGCCUGGCUCGCCUCAACGUUAAAUGAAUGGAGGACAAAUCCUUAAGCUCCCUUUUCAUGUGAUAUGCAAACAGACCAAAUGUCCUUUUGAUCUGGUGUUUUGUGCUUUUAAGUUUCACUGUGGUUCCCAGUGGCUAUUCAUGUUUUGCCCCAAAUGUAUCUUUACAAUGAAUUGCAAUGUCCUGAUUGGCCAUUUGUUAUGCAACUCAAGGAUGAGGUUGCAGGUUGUUUGUAUUCUUGCAGGUAAUGUACAAAGGUAACCCAGAAUAAACUGAGCCUUUCUGAUCAGUGCAUCUGGGGCCUGCUGUAUAGAGCUCAUAGGGACUGCUGGCUAACCGGGUCCAAGCAAUCUUCAGAGACCGACACAGUUAAUCACAAUACAGAAGCCAAUGGCUUGGCCUGAUUUACAGUACUUUAGAUGCACUCUUGAUGAUUGUUUUUUUAUUUAUUUAUUUUAUUGUGUCGUGGUUUCCGGUCAUCGCAUUACACAGAAUGGGAAAAAGCACCUUUAAUCAUCUGUUCCCAAUAAAUCAUAACUGUUUUUUCGACGAGAAAA
This is a messenger RNA of Conger conger (European conger), 1576 nucleotides long. RefSeq names its product coiled-coil-helix-coiled-coil-helix domain containing 1 (gene chchd1). The coding region runs from base 203 to 547 and encodes 114 amino acids. Gene Ontology annotation, biological process: mitochondrial translation. Gene Ontology annotation, cellular component: mitochondrion; nucleoplasm; mitochondrial ribosome. NCBI's taxonomy places the organism in Eukaryota, Metazoa, Chordata, Actinopteri, Anguilliformes, Congridae. Gene Ontology annotation, molecular function: RNA binding. The record is from RefSeq and is a predicted model, not a curated record. The transcript is spliced from 3 exons.